UUUUCGUCAUAUGGAGCGAGUAGAAGCAAAUUUCGAUAUAUGGAUGUGGAGAGCAAUUUCACAUCUUCUAGGCACGAUAUUUAGAGAAUCAGGUGCACACACAUCACCACCCAAUGAUCCUCCGUACUUGACCUAUCUUCCAUCCCUGAACAUGGUGACAACUGUCGUAUGCUCUCAUUCUGGAUGAAGCUAUUGCUAUUGAUAAGAAGAACUUCUCAAGUUUGCUAGCAAUAGCCGAUGUAAGAAUUGAAAGCAAAGGAUCACAUGUCUCUGUGGAGGCCAAGGAGAAUUAUCUUCUCGUUCAUACCGACAGCUUUUGAUAAUAUAUUUUGCCCAUCGGUCUGACAUGCUAAAGAAGCUUAGCGCGUACCCUGUUGAGAAAUAUCUUUCCAAAAGGCUUCGAACUAGACGGCAGUGCAAGGCUGCAUGCUUCAUGAAUUAAGGCCGAGACUAUUUGAUUCAUGCGUCUCCAGUGAAGCGAACAGAGUCGAUCGAUGGCUUGUGGGAAAGUGAUGGAGUCUAUGACCCUAGGAGUUCUGGCGGUGUUUCUACUGGCAUCUACUGCUGAGGGAACCGCAGAUUUUACUAUCCAGGACAAAGACACACUGGCUGUUGCCUUGAAUCUCGAGUACUUUGAAGCAGAAUUCUUCCUCUUCGGAGCUUACGGACUGGGACUCGACCACUUUGCUGCCCAUCUCGCUGAUAAUGGAGCAGCUCCCAAAGGUGGAGAGAAAGCUGAUUUGGACCCCAUCGUCAGAGAGCUCGUCGAACAGUUCGGUCUCCAGGAAGUCGGACACAUCAGAGCCAUCAAGGAAGCUCUCGGAAAGGAAGCCUUCCCUCGCCCACACUUGGAUUUCGGCAAGGACGUCUGGGCCAAAACUUUCGACGAUGCAUUCGGCUACACGCUGGAUCCACCCUUCAACCCAUAUGCCAACAGCGUAAACUACAUGCUUGCCUCCUAUGCCAUCCCUUACGUGGGUUUGACUGGAUACACUGGAGGAGCUCCGUUGCUGCAAGGCGCAGGAGCUAAGUCGCUCGCGGCGCGGCUCUUGGCAGUUGAGGCAGGUCAGGAUGCAGCAAUCAGGACAUGGUUGUAUCUGGUGAAAGACAAGAUAGUGAAGCCUUACGAGUUCACGGUGGCAGAAGCGACCGAGAAACUGUCCAAGCUCCGAAAUAAGCUCGACGGAUCAGAUGAGGUUGAUGAUGAGGGACUCAUCGUGCCGAAGGAACUCGGAGCAGAGGAAGCUGUGGAGGGUAAUUGCCUUGCCGGUGACAAGGACUCUCUAGCUUACUCUCGAACUCCCAGGCAGAUUUUCUCGGUGGUUUACGCUUCAGGAGAUCCUUCAAAGCCAGGAGGUUUCUAUCCGAAGGGAGGACUCGGACGCCAUGCGCUCAAGUACCUUAGCACCUACGAGUCUGUAAAGCAAACUUUGAAUCCUUUUCUGGACAGUGAAUUGUAGAUUGUUACGAGGUUUGGGGACCAUUGGGUAGAGUACAGUGAUGUAUGCAAUCUUGUAGUAUAAGUUUCUGUCAACGGACGAAAACUUCUACCCGCCAAUCUCUUCACAACGGAUGUGAAGAAAACCUGCUGUACAGUGUUUCAGGUAACAUGCAACUUCAAUAAAAAGCUUCCAGGCUUAGUCCUGAGCCGACGUUCUUUC
Messenger RNA from Marchantia polymorpha subsp. ruderalis, 1661 nucleotides. The record is from the annotation of a GenBank genome assembly. Lineage: Eukaryota; Viridiplantae; Streptophyta; Marchantiopsida; Marchantiales; Marchantiaceae.